AUGAAGAAGGAAGAGGAAGGGGAAGAAGGAAGAAGAAAGAAAAGUGAAGAAGAGGAAAGAAGAAGAAGGAAGAGGAGGAGGAAGAAGAAGGGGAAGAAGAAGAAGAGGAAGAAGGGGAAGAAGAGGAAUAAGGGGAAGAAGGGGAAGAAGAGGAAGAAGAGGAAGAAGAGGAAGAAGGGGAAGAAGGGGGAGAAGGGGAAGAAGAGGAAGAACGGAAGAAGAGGAAGAAGAGGAAGAAGGGGAAGAAGGAGAAGAAGAGGAAGAAGGGGAAGAACAGGAAGAAGUGGAAGAACAGGAAGAAGAGGAAGAAGGGGAAGAAGAGGAAGAAGGGAAGAAGAGGAAGAAGAGGAAGAAGGGGAAGAAGGAGAAGAAGAGGAAGAAGGGGAAGAACAGGAAGAAGUGGAAGAACAGGAAGAAGAGGAAGAAGGGGAAGAAGGGGAAGAAGAGGAAGAAGGGGAAGAAGGAGAAGAAGAGGAAGAAGGGGAAGAACAGUGCUAA
Messenger RNA from Knipowitschia caucasica, 498 nucleotides. The record is from the annotation of a GenBank genome assembly. Lineage: Eukaryota; Metazoa; Chordata; Actinopteri; Gobiiformes; Gobiidae.